GUGUGGCGAUCAUGUUCGGUCGGAUGAAGGAGGGUUUGGGAAGCAUGAGGAAGAAAGAAUCUCCUCUGGAGACCCAGCUCAAAGAGGCAACGUCGAGAGAGAAAUGGGGCGUGCCCAACACAACAUUGCAGGCCAUAGCGACGGCCACCAACAACAUGGAAGACUGUGACAUGGUCAUGAGCUUCAAGAUCCUUCAGGACACCCUCAUGGCAGCCUCUGCAGAUGGAAGUCUGGAGGCAGCCUUGCAGAGCAAGACCCAGGUUGCCGGUCUUCUGGCGGGUUGGGCAGCUGACAACUGCAGCACCGAACACCGCCAGGCAAAUCUUUAUGAAGCCAAAGCGUGGGGCCCAGCCCGGGCCCAAGCUCAACAAGAAGCAGCUGCUGCAGAGGUUUGA
Messenger RNA from Symbiodinium sp. CCMP2456, 395 nucleotides. The record is from the annotation of a GenBank genome assembly. NCBI's taxonomy places the organism in Eukaryota, Dinophyceae, Suessiales, Symbiodiniaceae.